CACACACUCACACCUACAACACACAGCGCAAAAUGUUGCAAGAACCAAAAUUCCAAAUGCUAAUUGUUUUCGUAUAAUUUUUCUUUCCCAAAAAAAACGUCUCUCUCAACGCCUCCCAGAGAAAAAAGUUGAAUAAGAUCUAAAAAAAAACAAAAAACAAACGCCUGCUGCUUGUUGCCAAAAGACGACGAGGAAGAGAAAGAAGAACAGCUGCAUCCCCCCAUAACACAAUCCCGGAGAGAACAAGCGUGAGAGGCAGAGAGAGAGAGAGAGACAAAAUAUGGUUACCCCACAGUCGCCGACUCCAAUGUUCAAUGGACUGGACGAUGAUCUCUAUACGGAUGCAAAAUUCGCCCAUGAGAUCAAUGACAAAAUGCGUGUACCGAAACGUAUAAAGGCCACCGGUGAAUAUUCCGAUGAAGAUCUCUUGCUAUCGAAUCAAAAUGGUUUAAUUCACUCCUGGAAUUAUCAUGAUAAAAUCGAUAUGAAUGUACCCGAACGUAUUGUCGUCCUGGGGCACAAUCAACACUUGGAAACGCGUUCGGCUCCACGUGAGAUUCAAUUGGAGAACUCCAUAUUACCCAAAAAUCCACCUUCUGCGGGCUAUGCACGAGUACAGACACCACCGCGUGUCAUCACACUGACGGAUCAUCAUUUCCCAUCUGCAUCGGAGGAGAAUUCCCCACUAUCUCGACCCAGAUACCAUCACAAUGACAAUGACGAUGAUGAGGAUGAUGAAUUACAUGCCACACAAUAUGUAAGAGCCAAUGGUCAUGCCCGCAUGGGUUUCCAUACCAAUAACGAUGCCAAUUCAGUUGAAUCCGAUUCACAGCUUACCACGGGCAGUGCCAGCAAACGUUCGCAGCUUCCGCAACAUCAACAACAUCAGACGCAAUACAAUCUGGACUCUUCCCUUCUGGCCCAACGUGAAGGCACACCCAUGGGCGAGCUGACACCCCACGAGGAGAUCUUGUACUUACGUCGCCAAUUGGCCAAACUGAAUCGCCGAGUCCUUAAUAUCGAGAUCAAUAAUGAGCAACGUGUUCAGCGUGAAAAGAUUGUCUAUUGCCUGGGCUUGGCAUAUUUUGUUCUAAAGACCAUAUUCUGGUUGAAUCGCAACUAAAAAUUAUAAAAGACCGACGCGGGGGGGCAACACAUGAUCAUCAUCAACA
Molecule: messenger RNA, 1172 nt
Organism: Drosophila willistoni
Lineage: Eukaryota; Metazoa; Arthropoda; Insecta; Diptera; Drosophilidae
Gene: Tango11
Product: transport and Golgi organization protein 11
Exons: 2
Coding region: 281-1123 (280 amino acids)
Source: RefSeq, a predicted model, not a curated record